Meyerozyma guilliermondii ATCC 6260 is the source of this 765-nucleotide messenger RNA. It is a transcript of the gene FDH3, whose product is annotated as bifunctional alcohol dehydrogenase/S-(hydroxymethyl)glutathione dehydrogenase. Gene Ontology annotation, molecular function: S-(hydroxymethyl)glutathione dehydrogenase [NAD(P)+] activity; zinc ion binding. NCBI's taxonomy places the organism in Eukaryota, Fungi, Ascomycota, Pichiomycetes, Serinales, Debaryomycetaceae. The transcript has a single exon. Gene Ontology annotation, biological process: formaldehyde catabolic process. The coding region runs from base 1 to 765 and encodes 254 amino acids. Gene Ontology annotation, cellular component: cytosol. The record is from RefSeq and is a predicted model, not a curated record.
AUGCCCGAUGGAACCUCGAGAUUCAAGUGUAAGGGUAAGGACUUGUUGCAUUUUAUGGGAUGUUCCACCUUUUCGCAGUAUACUGUGGUUGCAGAUAUUUCAGUUGUUGCUGUCAACCCUGAAGCUGCUUCCGACAGAACAUGUUUGCUUGGAUGUGGUAUCACCACUGGAUACGGAGCAGCUACUAUUACUGCCAAUGUUCAAAAGGGAGACAAUGUUGCUGUUUUUGGUGCUGGAUGUGUGGGUUUGUCGGUGGUUCAAGGUGCUUUUCAGCGUGAAGCCGCCAAGAUUAUUGUGGUGGAUACUAACGAUGCUAAGGAAGAAUGGGGUAAGAAGUUUGGUGCUACUGAUUUUAUCAAUCCUACUAAAUUACCAGAGGGCACCACUAUUGUCGACAAGUUAAUCGAGAUGACAGACGGUGGAUGUGACUACACUUUUGACUGUACUGGUAAUGUCAAUGUCAUGAGAAGUGCCUUGGAAGCAUGUCACAAAGGUUGGGGUACUUCGAUUAUUAUUGGAGUGGCUGCUGCUGGCAAGGAGGUUUCUACUCGUCCCUUCCAAUUGGUUACCGGAAGAGUAUGGAAAGGAGCAGCAUUUGGAGGUGUCAAGGGUAGGUCUCAAUUGCCCGGCAUUGUCGACGAUUACAUGCAAGGCAAAUUGAAGGUGGACGAGUUCAUUACCCACAGACAUCCUUUGGACAAGAUAAACACUGCAUUCGAAGACAUGCACGAUGGUACUUGUAUUCGUGCUGUGAUUGAGUUGUAA